UGCAUGAACGUUUCACUUUUGUGUUUACAUUGUUAUUUUUUCGGUUUGUUUCUGGUUGGGGUUGGAUCCGGUUCUGUUAUUUCCCUAUUCCUAUAUUUUUGUAGAAGUGGAUUUUAUUGUAUUUUUUAUAAGAAGAAAUUUUUUUGAAAAUUAACAAAAACAGCUAUUUUUAAUUUAAUUUUGUUUUUUUUUAAAUUAAUGAUUGUAUUAUUACUCAAUUUUUAAUUAUUUCUCGAUUAGGGUUGUUCCCCGUCCCGUCCUCCCCGUGGCGCUGCCUCCCCGAAAAUUUUCCCCGUGGCCCUCCCCCUCCCCCGUCAGGGAACAACCCUAUUCUUGAUGUCGAUUGAAAAGCCUAAAUUGCUGGAACGUGAUGAAUCCAAGUGUUUGAAUAUUUUUAUUUCUAAACCUAUUGAGGGGAAAAAACAGAAAUUAGAAAAUAUUAAAUUUAAAAUUAUAAUUUUUUCAUCUAUUUUUAACUACAGUUGA
Messenger RNA from Meloidogyne enterolobii, 486 nucleotides. NCBI's taxonomy places the organism in Eukaryota, Metazoa, Nematoda, Chromadorea, Rhabditida, Meloidogynidae. The record is from the annotation of a GenBank genome assembly.